This is a messenger RNA of Aspergillus thermomutatus, 1572 nucleotides long. It is a transcript of the gene cox15, whose product is annotated as cytochrome c oxidase assembly protein cox15. Gene Ontology annotation, cellular component: mitochondrial inner membrane. The transcript has a single exon. Gene Ontology annotation, biological process: heme A biosynthetic process. The coding region runs from base 1 to 1572 and encodes 523 amino acids. Lineage: Eukaryota; Fungi; Ascomycota; Eurotiomycetes; Eurotiales; Aspergillaceae. Gene Ontology annotation, molecular function: oxidoreductase activity, acting on NAD(P)H, heme protein as acceptor. The record is from RefSeq and is a predicted model, not a curated record.
AUGGCUUCUUUGGGAGGCUCGGUGCCUAUGUUCCGGAGCCUCGCGCCCCGGUUCUCCAAGGAAUUCUUCACUUGUCGUCAAUGCCUCGGACAGAGCCAGAGUUAUGCGACUAUAUCCGCACUUCGCAAGCAGUUUGCUGGCCUGUCCUUCGGCCAGAAGUCCCACAAUGCAAGUCCGAACGCACUCCGCAUGACGGCGACAAAGUGGUUCUCGCCUAUCCUGCGUAGAUCCGUCUCUGGGUCAGCCGUGGCUGGUGCGCUGGAGGACGGAGCUUCUAAAGCCAAGUCUAGCUUUCCCAAAGUGUCUGACAAGAUUGUAGCUUACUGGCUGCUGGGGAGUGCGGCCAGUGUGUUCGGUAUUGUCGUCUUUGGUGGACUUACAAGAUUAACAGAGUCAGGGUACGUCCCGCUUUAUGCAUCGCAAUUUGAGGGACACUUGCUGACCUUAUUUGUCGAUAGUUUGAGUAUUACAGAAUGGCGUCCCGUCACCGGAUCCCUCCCUCCCAUGAACGCAGAAGACUGGGAGUCCGAGUUUGCAAAGUACCGUGCCUCCCCGGAAUUUCAGCUGCUGAACCCGAAUAUGAGCCUCUCCGAGUUCAAGUCGAUCUACUACAUGGAAUGGAUUCACCGUCUCUGGGGUCGUUUUGUUGGCCUGUCAUUUGUGCUUCCCGCUAUCUAUUUCGUCGCAAAGAAGAAGGUCACAAAACCCAUGUCGCUACGUCUAGCAGGCAUUGCGGGUCUGAUCGGCUUCCAAGGCUUCAUCGGUUGGUGGAUGGUUAAGUCCGGACUCAAGGAAGACCUCUUUGCGCAAGGCAGCCACCCCCGCGUGAGUCAGUAUCGUUUGACGGCUCAUCUUGCGACCGCCUUUGUCUGCUACACUGCCAUGCUCUGGAACGGUCUUGCUAUCCUGCGGUCUCAUCGGCUCCUGGCUGACCCCGAAGCUGGAAUUAAGCUGCUGGACUCGCUGCGUGACCCCAAACUUAACAUCUUCCGUCGAUCUGUUGCCGGUCUGGCCCUUCUGGUCUUUGCUACUGCCAUGUCCGGUGCCCUGGUUGCCGGUCUGGAUGCCGGUCUGAUCUACAACGAGUUCCCAUUCAUGGGCAAUGGUCUGGCUCCUCCCAAGUCGGAGUUGUUUGACGAGCGUUAUUCACGACACGAGGACCGGUCUGACCUCUGGUGGCGCAACAUGCUGGAGAAUCCUUCUCUUGUGCAACUGGACCAUCGUAUCAUGGCUAUGACCACGUUCACCAGCAUUAUGGCUCUGUGGGCUUAUUCUCGCCGAUCUCCAACCAUGAAGCGCUUGCUUCCACCUGCCGCCAGGAAGGGCCUACACGGUGUGGUUGCAUUUGCUUGGGUCCAAGUCGGUCUAGGCAUUUCAACCCUUCUCUACCUUGUCCCUACUCCUCUUGCCUCUGCUCACCAAGCAGGCAGUCUCUUCCUUUUGACCUGGGUGCUUGUCUUGGGCAGCCGUAUCUGGCACCCGUCUAGGACGGCGAAGUUGCUCCAGAUGGCUGCAAAGGCUCGUGGCCACGCGGUACACAAUGCUGCUACUCAAGCUGCCCACAAGCUGUGA